This is a messenger RNA of Arachis ipaensis, 915 nucleotides long. NCBI's taxonomy places the organism in Eukaryota, Viridiplantae, Streptophyta, Magnoliopsida, Fabales, Fabaceae. The record is from RefSeq and is a predicted model, not a curated record.
AUGAUAGGGUGCCUCAACCUCGUGCCUAUGGUUGCACCAGCUUGUCUGUUGGUUGAUCCUGCAUGUGUUGCAGUUGGUAUUGCUAGUUCAUCUCGUCUGAAUCCUGAUUUUGCAGUUGAGUAUGGACCGGAUCAAGUUGAAAAUGCGAUGCGAGAGGAUGAUUCGGACGAUGAGCCAGUGGACAUUGUUGGGGACAAUGACGAGAAUACUCUGACCAUAGGCCAACAGCCGAACAUCGAUGCAACCUUUCAGAGUCAAGGAUUGCAUGAUGCAACCGCUUUAACGGAAGAUUGGCCAAAAAGUAAGGAGGAAGUUGUGUUAAGCGUAAAAGAUUACCGCAUCCGGCGUGGAGUUGAGUAUAGGGUGAUGGAGUCAGAUCAUCUUAAAUACCAUGGGAGAUGCAAGGAGUUCGGUAAAAGUUGCACGUGGAUGAUUCAUAUCACCCUCCGGCAAAAGAAGAGCACUUGGGAGGUAAGGAGGUACAACGGACCGCACACGUGCUUGGCCACAUCGAUCUCAAGCGAUCACAGGCAGCUUGAUUAUAUCUUUCCGUUGGUUAGAGCCGAUGCGGCAGUUACGAUAAAGGUGUUGCAGCAAGCUACUGAAGCAGCCUAUAGAUUCAAGCCUAGCUACAGGAAUGUUUGGAUGGCGAAGCAGAAGGCAGUAGCACAGAUCUACGAUGACUGGGAGGAGCAGAAGGCAGUAGCACAGAUUUACGGUGACUGGGAGGAGCCCUACGGCGAGUUGCCCGGUUGGAUCCUUGGGGUGACGUCCACCAUGGAAGGUACCAUUAUUCUGUUGAAAACCUCUCCAGUUAGAGUUGGUGAUCAGGUUGAUGUAUCAACCGUCUACUUUCAUAGUCUUUUCUGGACAUUUCUUCCCUGUAUUGAGGCUUUUGACACUGCAAGCCACUAG